GCGUCCCCACGAAGUUUUAACGACCUUUUCAGACACUCUCUGAUUCCCUCCUUAAAAAAACGAACUCCCUCAUUUUUCUCCUUCCACUUUGUAUCUACGUGGCUCUUCUCUCUCACAAAAUUUCAAUUCCUGAUUCAUUCACUUCAUGUUCAGAUAAAAUUCAGUGAAUAGAAUUUGCAAGGAGAAUAUGUCAUUUUCAGAUUCGGAGACGUCGUCCUCUCAUGGCGGAGAAUACAAGAAUUUCAAGCAAAUCAGCCGUGAUCGACUAUUACAUGAAAUGCUUCGAACUUCGGGUUCAGGAGAUUCAAGAUCUUCAUGGAAGGUUCUUAUCAUGGAUAAAGUAACGGUAAAAGUGAUGUCUUCCACAUGCAAAAUGGCCGAUAUCACUGAUCAAGGAGUUUCAUUGGUGGAAGACCUUUUCAGAAGAAGGCAACCUUUGCCAACAAUGGAUGCCAUAUACUUCAUCCAACCGUCAAAGGAGAAUGUUGUCAUGUUCUUGUCGGAUAUGUCAGGAAGAGAACCUUUGUACAGGAAAGCAUAUGUAUACUUCAGCUCCCCAAUACCGAAGGACCUGGUUGCGCGCAUCAAGAAUGACACAAGUGUCAUACCCCGUAUAGGUGCACUAGGAGAGAUGAACUUUGAGUACUUUCCAAUAGACAGCCAGGGAUUUGUCACUGACCAUGACAGAGCACUUGGAGAGUUGUUUGGUGAAAGUGCUCCAAAUUCCCGGCGUGCUGAAGUGUGCUUGAAUGUAAUGGCCACAAGAAUUUCCACUGUUUUUGCUUCACUGAAGGAAUUUCCUAAUGUGCGUUAUCGAGCUGCCAAGGAUGGAUCAACAGCAACAAAUUUCCGUGAAUUAGUUCCUGGAAAGCUUGCUACAGCCAUAUGGAACAAUAUCACUAUGUAUCGGUCUAGUAUUCCUAAUUUUCCAAAGAAGGAGACAUGUGAAUUACUGAUUCUGGACAGAUCUGUUGACCAGAUUGCUCCUGUGAUUCAUGAAUGGACAUAUGAUGCCAUGUGCCAUGACCUGCUUGAUAUGGAUGGAAAUAAAUAUGUACAUGAGAUUCCUAGCAAAUCAGGUGGUCCACCUGAGAAGAAGGAAGUUCUUUUGGAAGAUCAGGAUCCUGUCUGGUUGGAGCUACGGCAUACUCAUAUAGCUGAUGCUAGUGAACGACUCCACGAUAGGUUUACAAACUUUGUUUCUAAGAACAAGGCAGCACAGAUGGAGCAGAGGGAUGGAGGUGAAUUAUCUACACGGGACUUGCAGAAGAUGGUCCAAGCCUUGCCACAGUAUAAUGAACAAAAAGAGAGACUCUCUACCCAUGUCGAGAUUGCAGGAGAGCUUAAUAAAGUUAUCCGAGAAACAGGUCUUCGGGAACUUGGCCAGCUAGAGCAGGAUCUUGUCUUUGGUGAUGCAGGAACAAAGGAAGUUAUCCAUUUUCUAAGGACGAAGCAGGAUACUACUGGUGAAAAUAAGUUACGCUUGAUGAUGAUUUAUGCAUCUGUUUAUCCAGAAAAAUUUGAGGGCGACAAAGCAGCGAAACUGAUGCAGUUAGCAAAACUGUCACCUGAGGAUAUGAAGGCUGUGAAAAAUAUGAGAAUGCUAGAGGGCUCAGAAAAACGGAAGCCAAGUGGAAGCUUCUCCCUGAAGUUUGAUUCACAAAAGAAAGGGAAUGCAGCUAGAAAGGAUCGAACUGGAGAGGAAGAAACAUGGCAGCUAUUCCGGUUUUAUCCCGUCAUAGAGGAGUUGGUUGAGAAAAUGUGUAAAGGUGACUUGUCAAAAGAUGAUUAUCAGUGCUUGAACAAUCCUCAAUCAGCUACUCGUGAGGUCAAUGGAUCUUCUGCAAGGAAUAUCCCACCAAAGGCCACUGAAUCUACUAAUUCUAAUCCACGCUCAGUGAGAUCAAGGAGGACUCCGAAUUGGGCACGUUCUCGCACUUCGGAUGAUGGAUAUUCAAGUGACUCUAGUCUCAGAAGUUUUUCAACUGAUUUUAAGAACAUGGGACAACGGAUUUUUGUUUUCAUUAUUGGUGGUGCAACUCGAUCUGAGCUUAGGGUUUGUCACAAACUUACAUCAAAGUUAAGGAGGGAAGUGGUCCUCGGCACGACUAGUCUAGAUGAUCCACCUCAGUACAUCACGAAACUGAAAUUGCUAUCAGAGAAAGAGCUUUCAGUAGAUCAUGGCCUCGGAAUUUAAUGUGUUAUUUGGGAUUUGUAGACGUUUUUCAUUGACACCCGAAAGUGCAGGAUGCAAUUUAUAUUCAAGAAGCAGAUUGUUUAGUUUCUGGUGCUUCUCUUAUUGUUUUCGCGGGAAGAACUUGAUUCACUGCAAAGGCAUAUAUCAAUUUUAUAGAAGGCUUCAUGAUACUGGAAUUUUGCAGUUGGGUAACUGCCUUUAUACUAAUCUGCAGCUUAGGUAGAAAAUUAUCUUUGAAAGAAGAUGAUAUAGAAACUUCCUUCCAACAUUCAGGAAGCAGUGAAGGAGUUUGAAUACAGCUUAGUUUUUUUUUUU
Messenger RNA from Lycium barbarum (goji berry), 2512 nucleotides. RefSeq names its product protein transport Sec1a-like. NCBI's taxonomy places the organism in Eukaryota, Viridiplantae, Streptophyta, Magnoliopsida, Solanales, Solanaceae. The record is from RefSeq and is a predicted model, not a curated record. The coding region runs from base 188 to 2197 and encodes 669 amino acids. Gene Ontology annotation, cellular component: secretory granule; plasma membrane. The transcript has 22 exons. Gene Ontology annotation, biological process: vesicle-mediated transport; intracellular protein transport. Gene Ontology annotation, molecular function: syntaxin binding.